AUGGACGACCUUUUCCGAGCAGUGUUCAUCCCAUUGCACAAUAGGGAGUCCGUCACGGAGUACAAUAUCGAGUGUAUUGGAAUGACUAACAACAAUGGUAAAAGCGAACUCAUCUGGCACACGAUCCCAGAGGCGAAAUGGGGCCCCUUCGAGGUUCGUCUUAUCGACAUGACUCGCACCGCUGGCAUUGAAGUUUACAUCAACGGACAACGACGAGCU
This is a messenger RNA of Mesorhabditis belari, 219 nucleotides long. The record is from the annotation of a GenBank genome assembly. NCBI's taxonomy places the organism in Eukaryota, Metazoa, Nematoda, Chromadorea, Rhabditida, Rhabditidae.